This is a messenger RNA of Formica exsecta, 2292 nucleotides long. RefSeq names its product alkaline ceramidase (gene bwa). Gene Ontology annotation, cellular component: membrane. The transcript has 4 exons. Lineage: Eukaryota; Metazoa; Arthropoda; Insecta; Hymenoptera; Formicidae. The record is from RefSeq and is a predicted model, not a curated record. Gene Ontology annotation, biological process: ceramide metabolic process. Bases 399 to 1208 code for a protein of 269 amino acids. Gene Ontology annotation, molecular function: hydrolase activity, acting on carbon-nitrogen (but not peptide) bonds, in linear amides.
AAGUGGCGAUAGCCAAACAAAGGGAUCGCUCAUUUCAAUAUGUAUACAGUUCACUGAUAGAAUCAAAUACACAUUUGUUGAUAUUUAGUAAUCGUAUAAAUAUUUUUCUCCAUUUAUAAUAUAGAAAUAACGCAAAUAUUUAGGAAUUAGGUUCAGGAUGAUAUGAGAUGUUAGAUUGGAAAGAUUGGAUCGGAAUAAAAUAUAUUUUUGUAUUCUUUCCACGUAACUUUGAGUGCAAAUCACUCAAUAUACGUAUGCACAUACGUAUGUGGCUACACGAGAAUGUCUAUUGUGCUAUCGUCAGAUGAUUUCUCUUUUAAGAAACUAACUUGAAUCUCGUGAGAAACUUGAACAACUCAGUCUCGAGUUUUGAGGAAUCAAGACUUCGUUUUUGAAACAUGUGGAAACCCUUUGAGGCUGGCAGUUCACCAGUGGACUGGUGUGAAGGCAAUUACAGUAUUUCACCCAGCAUCGCUGAAUUUAUGAAUACAUUCAGUAAUGUGGUCUUCCUGUUACUUCCACCUGUGCUCAUGCACUUAUUUAGAGAUUAUGGUCGCUUUGUAAAUCCUGGGAUUCAUAUAAUUUGGUUCUUAUUGAUGAUAGUGGGACUCAGUAGCGCAUAUUUUCAUGCUACUUUGUCCUUGAUUGGACAACUCUUGGAUGAAUUAGCUAUUUUAUGGGUAUACAUGGCAGGCUUUUGCAUGUUCUUUCCAAGAAGAUAUUUUCCAAAUAUCUUUCGCAAUGAUAGAAAGCUCUUCUCUAUAUGCGCAAUAUUACCGACUUUGAUCGCUACUGGCUUAGGCAUAAUACAUCCAGCUGUAAAUGCUUUCGCAUUGAUGAGCUUGGGUAUACCGGCGUUCGGAUUUCUGAUCAUAGAACUGAAGAGGACUACAUCGAUGAGAGUAUAUAGACUGGGAUUGCGAUGCAGCGCCAUGUGGAUACUAUCGGUAACUUGUUGGUUAAACGAUCGUUUGUUCUGUGAUACAUGGCUAAAUCUUAAUUUUCCUUAUCUUCACGCGCUAUGGCAUCUAUUUAUCUUUAUUGCAAGUUACACCGCGGCGGUGCUUUUUGCAUAUUUUGCCGUACAAGAUGAAAAGCCGCAACAAUUGCCAGUACUUAAAUACUGGCCCAGAGAUGAUUUCGAACUCGGUAUACCAUACGUGACUAUUCGAAGUUAUAUGAAAAUAAACUAUGAUUCGAACAUAUAACUCUUCUUGCAACCACUUUGAGAUGUCUAAGACUAUAAUGCAUUAUUAUUGUAAUAAGUGUUUGGGUUUCAUGCAAUAUUUAAGUACACAUAUAUGUGUGGUUCUGCAACUUAUAUAAAUGUUUAUUUUUGAAAAAUACAUUGCAUCUCUUUCGUUUUAUAGAAUCAAAGUGGGAAUGAAGCUAAGGAUUAAAUUUUACAUUAUAAGAAAAUGAAAAAAUAAACGUGUACAAACAAUUAUUACAAGUGACAUUAAACACUUAAUAAAAAAGAGUUUAGUAAUAAUGUUAUAAUAUACUAAAAUAGCAUAUGACAUUUAAUUUGAAAUGAAUUUAUAUAAUGUAGAAUUAAAGUUAUUUACUACAUUAUACAGUACUCUAGAUCUGUUUCUUAUUUAUUUAUAUUAAAAUUAUUCAUAUUAAAUGAGUGCAAAUAUUAUCAAAAAUUAAUAAGCAAAUUAUUUUUUUUUUGUAAUAGUCUAAUGAAUAUUUUUAUUUGGAAAUUAAUUUCUUCUUUUAGUGAUAUUAGAUAGUAAGCUAUAUUUCUCUCUUAUAAAAACCUAAAACAGAUUUUAUAGAAAAUUUAUAAAGUAUGACACACAUUUAGAUACUUUAUAACAAAAUUUUUGUCUUAAAUUAUAAAUAAUGUUGUUAUUUCUCCGUAAUUGUUGACAUUAUACACAAACAAAAAAUUCCCUCAUGCACACGAAUAAUUUUAGAAAAUUGGUUUAAUAUUUAUGAUUAUGUAUAUUAGCAAAUUAAAAAUAAUUUAUAGGAUGAUUAUGUAUUGUGAUAUGUGUACUCUUGUUAACUUUUUUACAAAAGACUAUUUUUAUAUGUUUUCUAAUCAUUACUUAAAAACGCAAUGCGCAAUUUAUAUUUUAAAUAUCUAUAUGUAAACAUAUAGUAUAAGUAUAUUUAACUUAUAUGUAUAUGUAUGUGUGUUAAAAUUCCUGAGUGUACAUGUUCUAUGUGAUGCGCGCGCGCGUGCAUGUAUACACACAUACAUAUAAAUAAUAUACUCAGGAUUUCAUAGUUAUCUACAAUUUGAGACUGUAUCUACAUAUGUGCAAUAAUAAAAAGAUA